Molecule: messenger RNA, 2976 nt
Organism: Merops nubicus (carmine bee-eater)
Lineage: Eukaryota; Metazoa; Chordata; Aves; Coraciiformes; Meropidae
Product: low-density lipoprotein receptor-related protein 5
Exons: 13
Source: RefSeq, a predicted model, not a curated record
GUGUUGUCCGUGUGCUCUUGCCCUACCCCUUCUGUAGCAUCUCCCUUUCUACUCUUUGCCAACCGUCGGGACGUUCGACUUGUGGAUGCUGGCGGCACGAAGCUGGAGAGCUCUGUGGUGGUCAGUGGCUUAGAGGAUGCUGCUGCGGUUGACUUCCAGUAUUCACAAGGCAUCGUUUUCUGGACAGAUGUGAGUGAAGAAGCCAUCAAGCAAACUUACAUUAACCAAACUGGGAAUGUGGUGCAGAAUGUCAUCAUUUCUGGUCUGGUUUCCCCGGAUGGCCUGGCAUGUGAUUGGAUUGGGAAAAAACUUUACUGGACGGAUUCAGAAACCAAUAGGAUAGAAGUAGCUAAUCUCAAUGGAACAUCUAGAAAAGUCCUCUUCUGGCAAGACCUUGAUCAGCCCAGGGCAAUAGCUUUGGAUCCUGCUCAUGGAUACAUGUAUUGGACUGACUGGGGUGAAACACCUCGAAUAGAACGGGCAGGAAUGGACAGCAGCACACGAAAAAUAAUCGUUGAUUCGGAUAUUUAUUGGCCAAAUGGGCUCACAAUAGAUCUUGAUGAGCAGAAACUGUACUGGGCUGAUGCAAAACUGAGUUUCAUUCAUAGGGCAAAUCUGGAUGGUUCCUUUAGGCAAAAAGUUGUGGAGGGCAGUCUCACUCACCCCUUCGCGCUGACGCUGUCGGGGGACACGCUGUACUGGACGGACUGGCAAACACGCUCCAUCCACGCCUGCAACAAAAGGACAGGAGAGAAGAGGAGGGAAAUACUGUCUGCCCUGUAUUCCCCCAUGGACAUCCAGGUCCUCAGUCCGGACAGGCAGCCCUACUUUCACACUCCAUGUGAAGAAAACAACGGUGGCUGCUCCCAUCUGUGCCUGCUGUCUCCAAAAGACCCCUUCUACAGCUGUGCCUGUCCCACUGGUGUGCAGCUAGAAGACGAUGGCAGGACAUGCAAAUCAGGUGCUGAAGAAGUCUUGCUGCUUGCCAGGAGGACUGACUUGAGGAGGAUUUCCCUGGACAUGCCAGAUUUCACUGACAUUAUUCUGCAGAUAGACAACAUCAGGCACGCCAUUGCCAUAGACUAUGAUCCUGUGGAAGGCUACAUCUACUGGACGGAUGAUGAUGUCCGAGCAAUUCGUCGGGCCUAUCUUGAUGGCUCUGGAGCACAAACUCUGGUAACCACAGAAAUAAACCAUCCAGAUGGCAUUGCUGUGGAUUGGGUGGCGAGGAACCUGUACUGGACUGACACUGGAACAGACCGCAUUGAAGUAACCCGGUUGAAUGGGACAUCAAGAAAGAUCCUUAUCUCAGAAAACCUAGAUGAACCUCGAGCCAUAGUGCUCAAUCCUGUAAUGGGCUACAUGUAUUGGACAGACUGGGGUGAAAGUCCGAAGAUAGAAUGUGCUUAUUUGGAUGGCUCAGAAAGGAGAGUUCUGGUGAAUACAUCCCUGGGUUGGCCUAAUGGCUUGGCCCUGGAUCUUGAGAAAGAGAAGCUUUACUGGGGAGAUGCAAAAACAGAUAAAAUUGAGGUCAUAAAUGUUGAUGGAACAAUGAGGAAAACCCUCCUGGAAGAUAAACUUCCACAUAUAUUUGGGUUCACACUGCUGGGGGAUUACAUCUACUGGACUGACUGGCAGAGACGAAGCAUUGAAAGAGUUCACAAGAUAAAGGCUAGCAGAGACAUCAUUAUCGAUCAGCUGCCAGAUUUAAUGGGCCUUAAAGCUACAAGUGUCACCAAAGCUUUAGGAACUAAUCCGUGUGCAGAGAACAAUGGAGGCUGCAGCCAUCUGUGCUUCUUUACACCUCAGGAGACCAGGUGUGCCUGUCCCAUUGGCCUGGAGCUACUGAGUGACAUGAAGACUUGCAUCAUUCCUGAAGCCUUCUUAGUUUUCACAAGCAGAGCAGCAAUUCAUAGGAUUUCCCUUGAAACCAAUAAUAAUGAUGUUGCUAUUCCUCUCACUGGAGUCAAGGAAGCAUCUGCUCUGGAUUUUGAUGUCUCUGAUAACAGAAUCUAUUGGACUGAUGUUAGUUUGAAGACCAUAAGCCGAGCUUUCAUGAACGGGAGCUCUGUCGAACAUGUGAUUGAGUUUGGGCUGGAUUAUCCUGAGGGAAUGGCCGUAGACUGGAUGGGAAAGAACCUCUACUGGGCAGAUACUGGAACCAAUCGCAUCGAAGUAGCUCGCCUGGAUGGACAGUAUAGGCAGGUCCUUGUGUGGAAGGACUUGGACAAUCCAAGGUCUCUGGCACUUGAUCCUACCAAAGGCUACAUGUACUGGACUGAGUGGGGAGGUAAACCCAGGAUUGUUCGAGCGUACAUGGACGGAACAAACAGCAUCACUUUGGUGGACAAAGUGGGUCGUGCCAAUGACCUCACUAUUGAUUAUGCAGACCAAAGGCUGUAUUGGACUGACUUGGACACAAGCAUGAUUGAGUCAUCAAAUAUGCUGGGACAAGAACGAGAAAUCAUAGCAGAUGAUCUACCCCAUCCAUUUGGAUUAACUCAAUACAGUGACUACAUCUACUGGACAGAUUGGAAUCUUCACAGCAUAGAAAGAGCAGACAAGACCAGUGGGAAGAACAGGACACUUAUUCAGGGCCACCUGGAUUUUGUGAUGGAUAUAUUGGUCUUCCAUUCUUCACGUCAGGAUGGCUUUAAUGACUGCGUGCAGAAUAACGGCCAUUGCGGUCACUUGUGCCUUGCCAUACCAAAUGGAUUUAGGUGUGGCUGUGCUGCUCAUUAUACCUUGGAUCCAAACAGCAGGAACUGCAGUUCCCCCACCAGCUUCCUGCUGUUCAGCCAGAAAUCUGCCAUCAGCCGGAUGAUCCCAGAUGAUCAGCAGAGCCCAGAUAUCAUCCUGCCUGUGCACGGGCUGAGGAAUGUCAAGGCUAUUGAUUAUGAUCCCUUAGAUAGAUUGAUCUACUGGGUGGAUGGACGUCAGAACAUUAUAAAAAGAGCCAAAGAUGAUGGCACUCAG